This is a messenger RNA of Ochotona princeps (American pika), 738 nucleotides long. RefSeq names its product mitochondrial ribosomal protein S34 (gene MRPS34). Gene Ontology annotation, biological process: mitochondrial translation. The transcript has 3 exons. Gene Ontology annotation, molecular function: structural constituent of ribosome. Gene Ontology annotation, cellular component: mitochondrial small ribosomal subunit; mitochondrion. The record is from RefSeq and is a predicted model, not a curated record. The coding region runs from base 27 to 692 and encodes 221 amino acids. Lineage: Eukaryota; Metazoa; Chordata; Mammalia; Lagomorpha; Ochotonidae.
GACGCACCGGCGGCUUCCGGCGCAGCAUGGCGCGGAAGAAGGUGCGGCCGCGGCUGAUCGCCGAGCUGGCCCGCCGCGUGCGGGCCCUGCGGGAGCAGCGAGAGCGGCCCCGCGACGCGCAGCGCUUCGCCGUGGACUACGCGACCCUGACGCGGCCGCACACGGGCCGCCCGCUGCCCGCGCGCGCCUGGGCCGACGUGCGCCGCGAGAGCCGCCUGCUGCAGCUGCUCGGCCGCCUGCCGGGCUUCGGCCUGGGCCGCCUGGUCACGCGCAAGUCCUGGCUGUGGCGGCACGACGAGCCCUGCUGCUGGCGCCUCACGCGCGUGCGGCCCGACUACACGGCGCAGGACCUGGACCACGGCAAGGCCUGGGGCGUGCUGACCUUCAAGGGGAAGACGGAGAGCGAGGCGCGCGAGAUCCCCCAGGCCAUGUACCACGACUGGCGGCUGGUGCCCAAGCACGAGGAGGCGGCCUUCGCGGCGGCGGCGAGGGAGGACGCCGCGCCCGGGGACGCGCCGCGCGUCGUGCCCUAUCCGCCACUGCUGCGCGCCAUGAUCCUGGCCGAGCGGCACCAGAGCGGGGACCGCAGCCUGGAGGAGCCGCUGCUCCACGUGGGGCGCGUCCGCGUGGAGCCCUGGGACUACCCGGUCCGGCUGGAGGCGAAGGCGAAGCCCAGGGGCACCCCCGUGUAGGGCGCCCCGCGGGCGGGGGCCGGGAAUAAAGACAGACUCGACUCGC